This is a messenger RNA of Alternaria triticimaculans, 891 nucleotides long. RefSeq lists its product as uncharacterized. Gene Ontology annotation, biological process: carbohydrate metabolic process. The record is from RefSeq and is a predicted model, not a curated record. Gene Ontology annotation, cellular component: intracellular anatomical structure. Gene Ontology annotation, molecular function: isomerase activity. The transcript has 2 exons. The coding region runs from base 1 to 891 and encodes 296 amino acids. NCBI's taxonomy places the organism in Eukaryota, Fungi, Ascomycota, Dothideomycetes, Pleosporales, Pleosporaceae.
AUGGCCCCUCCCAAGCGCGCUUUGUUCUCUCUAAACCUCGAUACCGACGCCGACCACGUGUACCAGAAAGUCGAAGACCACAGCAAGGACGGUACAGAUAGAGCUAAAGUCAUUGAAAGCAAAGGGCCGACACACGGACAUACGGAUCUGAGCUACGUGACGAAACCGUUUGAGAAGACAGUCAAUCGCGCGGUCAACGAGGUCAUUGAAGGAAGCGGACGGAAAGUACAUUCCGCAGAGGGUCACGUAUCGUAUUCCACAAACAGAACGGAACGACGAAGCGGCGGAUCAAGAAAUCAGGACGACGACGAAGAACGCGAUCGAAGCCAACCUCCCUACACGCACGCAACGCGUCACACAUCAGCAUCCACCAUGUCAUCAGACCAGCAGCCCCUCCGCAUAGCCAUUGGCUGCGACGACGCGGGCGUCUCGUACAAGAAAGCCAUCAUCAAAGACCUCGAAGCCGACUCGCGCAUCGCCUCCGUGACCGACGUUGGCGUACCUGAAAACAGCGACAAGACCGCAUACCCGCACAUCGCCGUUGAUGCGGCCAAGCUUGUCGCAGAAGGCAAGGCAGACCGCGCUGUUCUCAUUUGUGGCACUGGUCUUGGUGUUGCCAUCUCUGCGAACAAGGUGCCUGGUAUCAGGGCUGUAACGGCACAUGACUCCUUCUCGGUGGAGCGCGCCAUCUUGUCGAACGAUGCACAGGUGCUUUGCAUGGGUGAGCGAGUUAUUGGCAUUGAACUUGCGAGGCGGUUGGUGAAGGAGUGGGUUGGAUACCGGUUUGACAAGGGCAGUGCGAGUGCGAAGAAGGUACAGGCUAUCAUGGACUAUGAGAAGCAGAACUAUGCGGGUUUGGUCAAAGACCAAGCGGACGCGAAGGGUUGUUAG